AUGUCAUUCCAUAAGUAUUUAGAGAAACUGCAAAAUGUAUCCAUCCCAAGAAAGGUUCUACCCAAACCAAAUGAAUUCCAAAUACACGGAUUCUGUGAUGCAUCGCAAGAAGCCCAUGGGGCUUGCAUAUAUAUACGAUCGCGCUGUUCCGAAAAUACGUGGCAGGUUCGACUGCUGUGUGCUAGGAGUAGUGUAGCGCCAAUAAAUGGUUCAACAAUUCCUCGUGUUGAACUGAAUGGUGCCUUGGUAUUAGCAAAAUUACUCCAAAAGCUAACGGAUGCUUGGGAAAUUGAUCGUCAUAAGUGUCAUUUGUGGACAGACUCCACUGUAGUUCUUAGUUGGUUAAAUGCAAAAUCUCAUAAUCGCGUUAAUCAGAUCUUAGAGCUUACAAAUGCAUCGUAA
Molecule: messenger RNA, 402 nt
Organism: Acyrthosiphon pisum (pea aphid)
Lineage: Eukaryota; Metazoa; Arthropoda; Insecta; Hemiptera; Aphididae
Exons: 1
Coding region: 1-402 (133 amino acids)
Source: RefSeq, a predicted model, not a curated record